CCGGGCGGCCGUGGGAGGGCGCGCGUCCUGGCGGAGGUGCGAUCCCGGCAGCACGUGUGUCCGGGCGCCCCGGGACCCGGCUGCCGUCACCCGAGACCAGGAGGUCCCUAGCGCUGAGCCGGCCGCGGCUGCGAGGGGCCCUCCACUCGCCUGCCUGAUCUCCGGCCUUGGCCGGCCUGGUAGCUUCGUAGUUGGCCACACUGGCCUUUUUCGCGCUGGUGACUGCCCUUAUUCGAGGGAGGUUUUCGGUGGACGUUAGGGGACCGACAGGGGCUUCUGUGAGGGACCGAGGUUUCCGUGCCCACAGCCCUGUCCUCGCUGAAAAGAGAUUGCAUCAGAGCCCCUGCACCCCAGAAAUGAGUCAGGCCUCGGAAGGCGUCUCGGGCAGCCGAAAUCUCUCCCGAGGGGCGACGCAUCCAACCGGAGAGCGCCUACUGCCCUAACUAGAACUUCAGGGCGAAAACCGCAAAGCUGGGGAAAUGGACACUUCUUAGAGCUGCUGGAGGCUGUGGGAUUUUCCUACCCUCGUGGGUUUGUAGGGGAGGCUUGGUCUGUUUGAUCCAAAGCUCGGUGGAGAGAGGUGAGAGAGGGGCAGCGGGGAGAGACAGGAAAGGCACCUCAGGAGAGGGUGUGCGAAGGUAGCAGGAGCUGAGCAGCUUUUCUCCUACAGUCUUGCUGGACUGGUUAGUCAGUAUCCUGAAAAGUGGACUUGAUUUUCCCGUGGCUUUUUCGCUUUCCCUAACUCAACUUUUCCAGGAGUCUGUCCUUCCUAAGAGGUGGAAAUGACCACGUUCCAGGAACCAGUAACAUUCAAGGAUGCCUCUGUGGACUUCACCAAGGAGGAGCGAGUUCGCUGGACCCUGCUCAGAGGAAGCUCCACAGACCUGUGAUGCCGGAAAACUACAGCCACGUGAUCUCAGUGGGUGUUCUGCUCACAGGGGAAAACCUCAGCUGACUGGGCUUGGACGGAUCUAAAAAGAAUCUGGAUGGAGACUUGAGUGAAAAUUCUGUGGAGAAUCUUCAAGGGAAAGGACUUAGGUAUCUAUUACAUGAAGAGCUUCCCUGCUGGCCAGUUUUGGAAGAGAUGGCCAGUACAGUAACUGGGAGUCAGGAUUAAAUUGUGACUCUUCAAGGGGAAGUGUACAGGAACCCUGAACUAGAUCUUUCCACCCAUCAAAAGUGGGGAGAAGCAUCUCCUUAUAUUUCUAGAAACAAGAGCAAUGUGGUAAUCCCUCAAAGUGAUGAUUUAUGAAACAUGGAAAGGAGAGAAUAUUUGUCUUUGAAAGUACCAAACCCAAUGGCCACACCAGACUCCUCAGUGACGUCCUGUAAGAAUGAGCCCCAGGACCCUCAGGAAAACAAAAGUCUGUUUGAAGGAGGCACCAAGAGAAAGGUGACAGGCAGAAAGAGUCCUCCCAUCGACCACUUUUCAGAGAACCUUCAAACCAAACCGGUGUCUGAUGUAACAGAAGAAGUCUCGCCGUUGUGCAAAAGUGAGGCAGUUUGCCAGAAUGGCCAGUUGAAAGAAUCUUCAGAUGCCUUGGACGGUAACCGCAAAGACACUUACGGUUGGAAGUCCCAGGUGGUUGGCCUUAGUCAUCAGAGAGCUCGUUCGGAGGAGAAGCCCAUCAUUACCCAGCAUGACUGUGGGAAAAUACGCACCACCAGCCCAGAUGGUCACCCCAGUGAGAAAAUCCACACGGCAGAGAAACUGUACAGGUGUAGUCAGUGUGGUAAGGACUUCAAUGAGCGCUCCGAACUCAUCUUUCAUCAGAGAGGCCACACAGAAGAAAAGCCCUACAGAUGUGAUCAGUGCGGUAAGGGCUUCACCCGGAGCUCGAGUCUCCUCAUCCAUCGCGAAGUCCACGCAGACGAGAAACCUUAUAAGUGUGACAAGUGUGGGAAGGGCUUCACGAGGAGUUCGAGUCUGCUCAUCCACCACUCGGUCCACACAGGCGAGAAGCCUUACAAAUGUGACAAGUGCGGGAAGGGCUUCAGCCAGAGCUCCAAGCUGCACAUCCACCAGCGAGUGCACACGGGUGAGAAGCCCUAUGAGUGCGGGGAGUGCGGUAUGAGCUUCAGCCAGCGCUCUAACCUGCACAUCCACCAGCGCAUCCACACCGGGGAGAGGCCCUACAAAUGUGGAGAGUGCGGGAAGGGCUUCAGUCAGAGUUCCAACCUGCACAUUCACCGGUGCAUACACACGGGGGAGAAGCCUUACCAGUGCUAUGAGUGUGGCAAGGGCUUCAGCCAGAGCUCAGACCUCCGCAUCCAUCUCAGAGUCCACACCGGAGAGAAGCCAUAUCACUGCGGCAAGUGCGGGAAGGGAUUCAGCCAGAGCUCCAAGCUCCUCAUCCACCAGAGAGUCCACACCGGAGAGAAGCCCUACGAGUGCAGCAAAUGUGGGAAGGGCUUCAGCCAGAGCUCCAACCUCCACAUCCACCAGCGGGUUCACAGGAAGGAUCCCCAUUAAAUGAGGUCUUCAGUCACAUGCUCGUGCUCUGAAGACUUAAAUGUUUUUAACAUCACUCUUACUUUCAUAUUCUCAGGAGUAGUAAGAGCUGUUCAGAUAUGUUCUCUCUCUGAAAAGCAUUCAUUUAAAGUAUUUAAGCAUAAGUACCAAGCACUUUGUUAUUCUGUACAGUGAAUUGAUUGUUCUUUUUCCUUAGUUGGGUGCAGUGAAAACGUCUGUACUUUGCUGUUCAGCCAGUGUUACCAGAACUCCAUAUCCUACCGAGUAUUUUCAAGUGUAAGAACCUUAUAUUUGUCCAAGCAGAACACGUUUCCCUUUGUUCACGUUCUCUGAGAAACUGGAACUUUGCUUUCUCUUCAAA
Camelus dromedarius (Arabian camel) is the source of this 2834-nucleotide messenger RNA. RefSeq names its product zinc finger protein 239 (gene ZNF239). The record is from RefSeq and is a predicted model, not a curated record. The transcript is spliced from 4 exons. NCBI's taxonomy places the organism in Eukaryota, Metazoa, Chordata, Mammalia, Artiodactyla, Camelidae. The coding region runs from base 1256 to 2473 and encodes 405 amino acids.